Molecule: messenger RNA, 1788 nt
Organism: Pyricularia grisea
Lineage: Eukaryota; Fungi; Ascomycota; Sordariomycetes; Magnaporthales; Pyriculariaceae
Exons: 6
Coding region: 1-1788 (595 amino acids)
Biological process (GO): activation of GTPase activity
Cellular component (GO): Golgi apparatus
Molecular function (GO): GTPase activator activity
Source: RefSeq, a predicted model, not a curated record
AUGUUUUCCUCCGGCUCGGGGAGCGGCAAGAAGGUCCCUCCGCAGCAGGAGAUGGUCCAAGUCGACCGAUCAGAUGCGUCUCCGUUCUGGAGGCAGCCCUCGACUUCGGCGCGGAGUCGGGAUGGGAACAAAAUCGUUGGCGCAGCAUAUUCGCACGCCGAUAUGCUCAAAAUUGAUGCCCUAAACGUUUCGGGCAGUUCUUCGAGGCCACAAUCCCGACCGCAUACACCACCUUCGGCUCCUCUUUCCAAACCACCGAAAAACAUCAUGACCUCUCCGCCUUCAAGACCGGUGCCUGGGCUGGGCUCGCCGCCGAUCAAGUCGUAUGUGAACUUUCUCUCUAGAACCAACGAUGACUGGAAAAUGGACGAGGGUGAUGAUUAUGAGGAUUACGGAGAUGACGACGGCGACGACUUUGGCCUCCCCAGCCUUUCCAGCACGAAAAGGAGAAAUACGCGGAGGAUGGCGGAGGAGCAGGAGAGGAGCGUCAGUCAUUCUGCUGCAACAAGCCCACUUGCGAUGCGACAAUUCGAAGACACUGGCGACAUAGCAAUUGAGCGACCAUCAUCUGCAUAUCCGAUAUCUAAGAAGAGCGAGGGCAAGAUAUUAAGGCCACAGUACAAGGAUAUUCUGAAAGACCCAGCCAACGCCCUACACUUAAUCAGCCACCCAUCGACGCCGCACGAUGCUACACCCAAGGAAGUUGAUGCGGCAAACUCCAGGAUCACAAGAAUCAAUAAAUUCAAAAAGAUACUGCAGUCAUCCUCAAUACCGUUGACAGAGCUGAGGGCUUUGGCGUGGUCAGGAGUGCCGGAAGAAGUGCGUGCCAUGACCUGGCAAUUGCUGCUUAGUUAUUUACCAACAAGUAGCGAGAGGCGCGUUGCGGUACUGGAACGCAAGCGCAAGGAGUAUCUUGAUGGUGUUCGGCAAGCAUUCGAGAGCGGCAGUGGUGUCAAAGCCAGCAGCAGCAACCCUCCAUCGACACCGGGCAGGGGUGGCAGGGGCUUGGAUGAGGCAGUAUGGCAUCAGAUCAGCAUUGAUGUGCCACGCACAAACCCGCACAUCGAGCUUUACGGGUACGAGGCGACCCAGAGGUCACUCGAGAGAAUACUGUAUGUCUGGGCCGUGCGGCACCCGGCUAGUGGCUAUGUACAGGGUAUCAACGACCUCGUCACACCUUUCUGGCAGGUAUUUCUGGGUACCUACAUUACAGACCCGGACAUUGAGAAAGGCAUGGAUCCGGGCCAGCUACCACGGGCCGUGCUUGACGCAGUGGAGGCUGAUACGUUCUGGUGCUUGACGAAGCUGCUGGACGGCAUUCAGGACCACUACAUAGUGGCACAGCCCGGAAUCCAGCGGCAAGUCUCUGCAUUACGAGAUCUGACGGCUAGGAUAGACGAGCAGCUGGCGAAGCACUUGGAGAGAGAGAAUGUCGAGUUUAUACAGUUCAGUUUCAGGUGGAUGAACUGCCUGCUCAUGCGGGAGAUAAGUGUAAAGAACACAAUCAGGAUGUGGGAUACGUACAUGGCCGAGGAAAACGGCUUUUCCGAAUUUCAUCUAUAUGUUUGCGCGGCAUUCCUGGUGAAAUGGUCUGCCAAGUUGACCAAGAUGGACUUCCAGGAGAUUAUGAUGUUUCUUCAGUCACUGCCUACCAAGGAGUGGACUGAGAAGGAUAUAGAACUGCUGUUGAGCGAGGCGUUUAUCUGGCAAAGUCUUUACAAAGGAUCGUCAGCGCACUUGAGGGCGCCUUCAUCCAGCCGAAGCCCUUCUAUGGGCUUUCAGUUGUAA